AUGUCAACUUUAAUGCGUCAUUUAGAUUUAGAAUUAUUGUUGUAUUUGGACAGAACGCGAAUCUUGCUCGACAUGAAAAACGAGUGCGAAAUUUUCCUAGACCAAUUAAACGAGAAAACGGUAAGUAAAUUUCCACCAUUCAGGUACUUACUUGAAAUCGACGUCAUGGGUUUGCUAGAGUUAUUCCCCGAACUCGGGGAACAUUUGAUUAAAGAACCGCUCAAAUGGCAAAGAUACUGUAAUGAUAUUCUGUACGCGUGCCUUAAAACCUCAGACAAUGAAAUGAAUCAACGCAUACAAUCAUCACAAGUGGCUGUUAAUAUUAGACUGAAGAGUUUCCCUCAUGUUUUAUUCAAUUUCAAAAUGAGACACUACUCAGGAAUAGUAUCUUUUAAGGGUUUACUCAUUAAUGUGUGCAAGCCGACGAACUACGUUUACCACACCGUGUGGUCAUGCCCUGAAGAGUGUGAAGGAAAUGAAAUUAUCUUGCAAUUCAUACCAAAAACUCCCCCUAAAUGUUAUCUAUGCAGAAGCACUCUCUUUGAAAACAGCGGCCUAAGACGAUGCGAUGAACAGGUCGAAGCUACAUUUAAAUUUAAGAACGAUUUGCUUCCCAAGAAAUACACUAUAAUUAACGAUUUAAUUGAGAAGCUGAAAUUAGGAGAUACUUAUUUUAUUAACGCUGUUGUUUUAAAAAAGGCAACUGCUAUUUGGAGCUUGGAAGUAGCUGUCAUGCAUCCUGCACCAACAACAUCGCCUAUACCCAAAUAUAUAACAAAAAUAUUUGACGCAUGUGACAGAAAACCAUGGAUGUUUACCUACUGUCUUGCUUCCAGGAUUGGUGUUAAAGUUUGCCCUGCAGACUGCUUUGUGAAUGUCAAAAUAAAUCUUUUGCUAAGUAUAAUAAGCAUUAGAGCUCAAAAUUGGUGCGGUUCGAGAAUAUUACAUUGCUUGGCUGCAGGUCAUGAUACCCGUUACGUGGCAGAAAUUAUGAGGCAAGCGUGCCUACUAGCGAAUUCAAACGUUCUAUUAGGAACAUCCAAUUGUUCCGUAGCAACAGCUCUGAUAGGAGCAUCUGGGGGAGUCUGUGUUAUGCCGUUACCUUUGCAAGUUUACAAUCAAAAACAAAUACAUUCAAUUGUAACAGCCAUUGAAACUGGCGAAAUUCAACAUGAAACUGGUAAAGUGAAAUUAAACUGUGCAGUAUGGGCACAUGGUAUGGACUUCAAAAGGAUUGUCCUGUACGACGUAGCUAGAGUAUUCGGUACAGUUUGCCGCGCUGAUUACGGUGAAUACACAAAUGAAUUAGCGGAUUUCAUUCUGCAACAAACAAUAGAACCCUUUAAAACGACUACAGAAGACAAACAAACUUUGAAUGACAUAUCAAUUUACAUGGAUAUAGUAGGAGGUAUAAAGGUUUCGAUAGGUGAAGAAACGCAACAUCUCUUAAGCAAUUACUUUCUAGCUGCCCGUAGAGAGAAAACGAAAGCUGUUUCGGCUGGAAACAUGGAAUCCUUAGUUACAAUAUGUGCUAUGUCUGCAAGACUAUGUUGUCGAUCUGCUGCAAAUAUUGACGAUGCCAUUUUUGCUAUUUGGUUGCAUGCAAGUGGUAUGGCAGAACCAAGAUUUGCUCCAGAUGAGUAUCUCGAAACACCUAACGAUAUAAAUAAACUUAAUAGCGUUAUUGAAAAGUUUGUAGAGUGGCUAGAAAAUUUUACUGGUUGCUGUAUUGUACAAAAGUAA
This is a messenger RNA of Pararge aegeria (speckled wood butterfly), 1743 nucleotides long. RefSeq names its product minichromosome maintenance domain-containing protein 2-like (gene mei-218). Lineage: Eukaryota; Metazoa; Arthropoda; Insecta; Lepidoptera; Nymphalidae. The transcript has a single exon. Bases 1 to 1743 code for a protein of 580 amino acids. The record is from RefSeq and is a predicted model, not a curated record.